Molecule: messenger RNA, 576 nt
Organism: Nanorana parkeri
Lineage: Eukaryota; Metazoa; Chordata; Amphibia; Anura; Dicroglossidae
Product: glutamate receptor ionotropic, NMDA 2B-like
Exons: 4
Coding region: 1-576 (191 amino acids)
Source: RefSeq, a predicted model, not a curated record
AUGGGAAAAAGGUACUUGAUGAAUGUAACAUUUGAGGGUCGGAACCUUUCAUUUAGUGAAGAUGGAUACCAGAUGCAUCCUAAACUGGUCGUUAUUUUACUCAACCAGGAAAGGAAGUGGGAAAAGGUUGGAAAGUACAAGGAUCGUAGUCUUCAAAUGAAGUAUUAUGUGUGGCCAGUAUUUGACCUGUACCCAAACUCCGAGGAACAUAAAGAUGAGCAUCUGAGCAUAGUAACAUUAGAGGAAGCUCCUUUUGUUAUUGUCGAAGAUGUUGAUCCGUUAAGUGGAACCUGCAUGAGGAACACUGUUCCCUGUCGCAAGCAAAUACGUAUAGACUUCUCUACCCUGGAUGAAGUUCACAUGAUCAUUAUGCACAAUAGAAGGAAGCUGAGGGGCCAAACGGUCAGCAAUAAGUUUAGAAUACAUUUUUAUAUUGCCAUUAAGAAGGGAGAUCUGCCUAUAGAUGCUGCAAAGAGAAGAGUCCUUUCCAGGUUUGAGAAAGACCAUGAUGGUUUCCUCCAACAUCUCCGCCAGCAAGGGAUGAGAUUCAUCCACCAAAAUAAAAGUGCGGUGUGA